Messenger RNA from Phycomyces blakesleeanus NRRL 1555(-), 3327 nucleotides. RefSeq lists its product as hypothetical. Gene Ontology annotation, biological process: telomere maintenance via telomere lengthening; positive regulation of DNA replication. The record is from RefSeq and is a predicted model, not a curated record. Gene Ontology annotation, molecular function: single-stranded DNA binding; telomeric repeat DNA binding. Bases 1 to 3327 code for a protein of 1108 amino acids. Lineage: Eukaryota; Fungi; Mucoromycota; Mucoromycetes; Mucorales; Phycomycetaceae. The transcript has 3 exons. Gene Ontology annotation, cellular component: CST complex.
AUGAUUAUACAAUUAGUGCAUGAGCUUCUCGCACAAAACCAAAGCACGUCUUCCUCACUUUCAAAGGCUUAUAUUGUGGCUAGGAUCCAGAUCGUCCCAAAUGAUAAUAAUUUUUCCUGUCCAAUAAUUCAACUGGUCGAUCCAACUACCCAUCAAAAUGUCAAAUGUCAAGUAGAUCAAAUUAAUCCUUAUUCAAACAAUCAAAUCGUGUGUUUACGCCAAUGGACCUGGACAAUAUUGACAGACGGUAGUGUGUUUGUGGGAUUCAUUUGGGAUCCAAGCUGCCUUGACGGAUUGGAUGUAAUCAUGCAAAAACACACAGCGCGAUGUCAAAAAUUGCUUAAUGAUAGCAUUAUCUAUCGACCGUUACAAUUAAGGAAAUCGAAUCAACUUGCAGUAUUGAAUAUUUCAGGGAAAGUUAGCGCAAUAUCGGGCGUCUACCAAAGAAAGGCUGGUAGUAUUCCAUGUUAUUUUGUUGAACUCGAGGAUGAAGACUAUACACUUUGUGUUUGGUUCCUUGGAAAAGAGUUUAUCAAAUAUUACUGGGAUUUUCGGAUUGGAAAUUAUUAUGUAUUUUCGGAUGUCCAGGUGGCCACCUUGGCGCUCAAUCAAACCAAGCGCGGAAUUUUACGCUACAUACCUAUCCAGUCGAAGUAUUUCUGUAUAACUCAAUAUCAAGGACAGAUCUUGGAAAAUGCUGCUGCUCGAAUCCCAUCGCUAACGGAACAUACUUCAGUUUUUCCGCCUGCCGUGUGGCUCAAAAGUGAUGCAGAUGACUCACAUACAUACGAAGGAGUAAUUACACGGGCAAUUGAUAGUGUAUUGGGAAUAUAUGAAAUAGAUCAUCAGUAUACACUUUGCUUAUUUCAUUCAGCACGUUUAUCUUUGCCUUGUCAUCCCAAAACAAGAAUUCGUCUACAUCAUAUACACUCAGUUCAAAUUCAAGCGGACAAUAGUCUUUUACUAAACAACCAUUGGAAAUCGCCAUUCUCUUCAGAUGCGCCAAAGACCUACUCGUUUCUGAUAGCUUGCCCACGAUCUCGUAUCGAAAUAUUGAGUAUCCCAAUAUAUACGACUGCCAGUGAAAUUCCCUUAGAUAUGAAGGCAUGCUCUAUGAAUAGCCUUGAUCAAUCAAGCUUUGAUGAAAAUAUGAAUUUUAUGCAACUUUUACAGACGCUCGAAUUCAAAUGGACAUUAUAUUAUUAUCAGCUUUUUAUGAGUAUUUCUAUGUCUCCGAAUGCACUACUCCAAGCAACACAAAAUUAUGCAUCAACUCUGCUCUCUCAAGAUCAUAAUGAAGCCGCGGACCAGAAAUUAUCUAGGUUUACUAGCUUUUUGGAAUUCAACCAAUUCUGUAACGCCGUCCCUUCAUCCAGAAACGCCAAAUUUUCCUUGCAGACUUACCCUUCAAUUGAAAAAUUAAAAAAGCUUGGAUCUCAAAAAUCUCAAAGCAAAUACAGUCCUCCCCUGAGUGAUCUGAAUAUUCAGCAUGCUUCAUUUGAAGAUUGUCCUAUCAUAGGUGUAGUGGAUGCGUUUUCAGACGGACAGCUCUGCUUAAAGGAUGGUACAGGAUAUAUUCCGCUGUUGGUAGUUUACCCUAAGGACCAUUCAAGGGACAUUAUCUUGAUUGAGACACUUUGUAUUAUCCGACGAUUUGAUUACAUCAACGAAGAAACCUCUUUCAAAAACUCCAGUGGGAACGCGUGCAAAACAGAAAAUAUUUACUUAACAUGCUAUAUAGAAGAUGUUGAUAUCCUUUUUACUGGGCAGUCUCACUUGUUAACAAACUUGCCUGAUGCGUCGGUGAUAAACUCGUUCCUUGACCACUUUAAAGCUGAAGAAAAAGAUGAUGUCUUGACUAUUUUACAUAUUCGAAAUAUCCAACCUACUCGUGCGGUUUUUUCUUCAAAGAAUACUGUUGUUUUGGAAAGCCAUAUUAUUGCUAUAUGUUAUGAUGUUAUUCAUCCAGACUCUACUUGCCAAACUGUCUCCCCGCACUUUGUUACACUUGUAUUAAGCUCAGAAAGAGACAGCCUUUAUCAAUUAGCUCAAUUCCAUAUAGGAAGAUGGAUGGCCAGCUCAUAUAAAAACCCUAGACAGUCUCUCUGGAGAGUCGGCUCAAAAAUGAAAAUUGUACCAAUCGCUACGAAUACAUCCAAGAUACAUAUUGUACCUGUGUUGAAUCCAAUCUUACACUUUAAAGUACCAAAGAUAUACGACGUUAAAGGAAUUCAGAAAAUAUCAGCGCAGUACAAUUCUGAGUACAGUGGCAAGCACAUUCAGAAAACAAUAAAUUUAAUAGGAUUGGUGGUAUACAAAGAGUAUGUUUCGAGCCGAGACAGUUUAAUGCCAGAGAACAGACAGCGAAUAUGGGAGCUUUACAAGACACAUCGUGUAGGAUGCCCUCAAAUGACCUCGCACAGCAUUCUGGUCCGCUUAAGAUCUGGAUUGAGUACCUUUGACAUAUAUAUAAACCUGGGAUUACAGAUCAUGCCGUUGGGUGUCAUUCCUGGAUCAGUUGUUUUAUUCACUAAUUUAGGCCUAAAACCUAAAAGGCAAGGAAGUGUAAUAUAUGGCUUUGGGACAACCUGCACAUAUUUCACAUUAAUUGAGACUUCUCAAGAUCUUAACAUAUCAGUUGACCAAGAUAUUCCGACGUAUAUGCUGGGUGAAUCAGUACCAGAGCAAAGGCGGUUGUUCAAGGCCGUGUGUCAUAUCAAACUGCUAAAGCUACACAUGCAAUGGAUAUGCAAGACUUGUGGACUAUGUGCUAUGGCAGACAAGUGCGGAGGUCUGUGUGAUGAUGCUAGAGCUGUAUUUAAGGUUAAAAUGACCCUUGAGGUUCGCGAUGGAACAGCUGCCUGUUUGUCAUAUACUGAAGAUGAAAGCUUGCUAUUCUUAUUAUGGGGAUGUAGUCAAUCCCAACGAAACAAUAUUAAGCAGCAGGUUUUCUCAUCUGGUGAACCAUUCUCAUACAAUUCACUGGAUAAAUACCAGGAGCAAAGUCAACUCGAAAAGCUCUGCUUAAAAAAUAACACGCCUGGAAGAUAUUGGGUUUAUGGAUAUUUUCUUACUAACGGUGAUAUGGAAGGUCUACCAGGUUUUUAUUUUUCUCGUAUGAUUAAAACUGUUCACCUUGAGCCAAUAACAAAUCUAUCCGACUCAAAAGUAAAAGCACCUUUUGAAUAUCCCACUUUCGUUUCAUCAUCUCUCUGUGAUCAAUACAAAGUAUUUCGCCUUAUCCCUUACGCAGUACAAAAUAAUAUCAAAGAAAUUUACCAACUUACUGAAAGAAUUAAUAAGCAUUAUAUAAAAGGAGGACAGUGA